AUGGCUCUUCAAUUCUCCCUGUCUCAGGCUUCUCUAGCAGCAGCCAUACUCGGUUCAACUUACGGAACCUACCUGGCUCUAUCUCCUCCCAAUCCCAGCGAACAUUCAGCGCCAUCAACAGGCGACUCAGUUCGAUGGUUAUUCUUGACGAGGAAACACACUACAAAGGUCGUCCUAGCCCCUCUUGGGCUUCUAUCGUUGCACACUGCUAGCCUAGCUCUCCGCUACCCCAAUAUCCCUCCAUCUCUUGUUCAUCAUGGAAUUGAUAACGGGCUCAAUCCAGACAUGAUUACAUGGUCUGCUGCAACUGCAAUCCCUCUGGCUCUGAUUCUCUGUGCCGGUGUUCCUCUGCGUUUGGUACCGUAUGCAUCACUGGGCAAAAACUUCACAUUUGCUCUAAAAGAGCCAGAUCGGUUGAAAACCACCGGUAUUUAUCAAUAUCUUCAACAUCCAAGUUACACUGGACUUGCUAUCCUCAUGAUAGCCAACGUGGCGCUGCUUGGUAGACUGGAUGGUGCUCUGAGCUGUUGGAUUCCUCCAAGUGUCUAUGAGACUUUCUGUUCCUGGGCCAUAAGAUUCCUUCCUUUCACUAUAUCAGGUAUCACGUUUGGAAUAUGGACCAGGGUUUCCGAAGAGGAGAAGAUGCUCAAGAGGGCUUUUGGAAAAGAAUGGGAGAGUUGGCAUGCAAAAACAGCUCGCUUUAUUCCUUUUAUUCUUUAG
Fusarium tjaetaba is the source of this 720-nucleotide messenger RNA. RefSeq names its product isoprenylcysteine carboxyl methyltransferase. Bases 1 to 720 code for a protein of 239 amino acids. NCBI's taxonomy places the organism in Eukaryota, Fungi, Ascomycota, Sordariomycetes, Hypocreales, Nectriaceae. Gene Ontology annotation, molecular function: protein C-terminal S-isoprenylcysteine carboxyl O-methyltransferase activity. Gene Ontology annotation, biological process: C-terminal protein methylation. Gene Ontology annotation, cellular component: membrane. The record is from RefSeq and is a predicted model, not a curated record. The transcript has a single exon.